Messenger RNA from Necator americanus (New World hookworm), 2517 nucleotides. RefSeq lists its product as uncharacterized. The record is from RefSeq and is a predicted model, not a curated record. Gene Ontology annotation, biological process: reciprocal meiotic recombination; mismatch repair. Bases 1 to 2517 code for a protein of 838 amino acids. Gene Ontology annotation, cellular component: nucleus. Gene Ontology annotation, molecular function: ATP binding; ATP-dependent DNA damage sensor activity; mismatched DNA binding. Lineage: Eukaryota; Metazoa; Nematoda; Chromadorea; Rhabditida; Ancylostomatidae. The transcript is spliced from 25 exons.
AUGUUGUCUACUUCACAAUCUUCUCUCUCCGUUGACAAUGAUUUGGAUUCGUCUUCAACACUGACCAAACCUCCACUGGCAAAGUAUCGCGUCCACACAUCCAGCUCUUCGCGAACUCCACGCACACCUUCAUCGAAAAAUACCACUGAUAGACGAUGCUCAAUUGCCGCAAUAUCCGAAGGUCGUGGUGCCUACAAAGGUUAUGUAGGUCUAGCAACUAUGGAUCUUCGACAGGCAGACAUCGAAAUCAAUGAAUUCAUUGAUUCUUCAACUUUUUCGCGUCUGAAAAUGAAGCUAUUGGUUGCUGAACCUGAAGAGAUUAUUGUGGCUGAGAGCUUUAACGACAAGUCGAGCAACGCACUACUCCUUGAAAUGAUCCGAUCCUCUUUGCCAAACGUUACUGUAACCAAUGUUCAUCGGAGGUUCUUCAAUCCAGUCCGUGGUGCAGAAAUUGUUACUCAGCUUUCAAAUGAAGAAAUAUCCAACUGUGACACUGUGGUACUGCAGAAGCAAUUUUGCAUGCAAGCUUGUUGUGCACUUGUUAAAUAUGUGGAGCAUAUUCAAAACGUGGUUUUUGCCUCAAAAACCCUACGCUUUAGCUACUGUGAUGUUGAAAAGACGUGCAUGUUAGAUGUUGGAUCUUGGCGAAACCUCGAGAUCGUCAACAGCUUUCCGAAGAAGGAACGACGUUCGUUACUGGCUGUAGUUGAUGAAACGUUAACGUCUGGUGGAGCACGAUUGCUUCGUUCCAACCUUCUCCAACCGUCUAGUGACCAGGAAGUUAUUAACGGAAGGUUGGACGCAGUUGAAGAGUUAGUGGAAAAUCCCUAUCUAAUUGAGAAAUUGCGUCAAGUUUUGGGCUCAACUUACGAUCUGGACCAUGUUUUUGAUGCACUCAUCGAAUCUCCUAUAGAGCCUACAACGGUACAGAGCGCGGAGUACAACUUGACUCAGCUUUUGCGUCUGUAUAGUGUGUUAAACGUAGUCAGUCCUUUACGUCAAGUCUUAAAGAUUUUCAAGUGCGAUCUCCUAAGUGGAAAAAACGAGCUGCUCAGUGAUGAGAGGAUAGAUGUUAUCAAGAAACUUUUGGAUGACAGAUUUCAGUCAGAGACUAUAAGCGGUAACAAGAAGAAUUCGUUGAGUCAGAGACACAAGAAAUGUUAUGCUAUAAAGGAUGGUGUUUCUGUGAAUCUAGAUGUCGCUAGGAGAGCUUACGAAGAGCUACUACGGGAUAUCCAAGGACAAGAAGAAGAGCUCAAUAAACUCUUACCGGGAGAGGACACUCGCCUUGCUUACUCCAAAUCUCGUGGAUUUCACUAUGUAUGGGUGUGCGGUAAUGCUGGUACAGUUAAAGUGCCAACGGUGUUCAUCAACGUCGUACGACAUCGUUCGUCUCUAACGUUCACAUCAAGGAAUCUAUUGCGCUACAGCGACAGAAUAGAGCAGUCCAUGUCGGAAGUUCUGAUUGCCACAAAUGUUGUUGUUCAGGAGAUUAUCAAGGAGAUUCGACCUUCUAUUGCCGUUUUGUAUCACGUUAUGGAUUGCAUUGCUACGAUUGAUUUUCUUUGCAGUUUUGCUGUGUAUGCAUUCAAUAGGGAAACAGUUCGGCCGAGGUUUGGGAAUAGCAUCAUAAUCAAGGAAGGAAGGCAUCCGCUGUUAGACUAUUCCACGAAUGACGAAGUGGUGCCCAAUGAUACGUAUCUUUCUCCAGACUCGAGGGUUAAUAUCAUAACAGGACCUAAUAUGACAGGAAAAUCCACUUAUUUGAAGCAGGUGUGCCAACUAUGUAUUCUAGCACAAUGUGGCUCUUACGUACCGGCAAAGAUAGCUGUACUUCCAGUUUUUCUACGCAUUUUCUCUCGAAUUGGGCACAAUGACAACCUCUACAAAAAUCUGUCCGCUUUUGCUCUUGAAAUGCAGGAGAUGGCACUGAUUCUACAGUACUCAGAUGACCGCACACUCCUUGUAAUUGAUGAACUGGCAAGAAGUACAUCAGUAGAGGAAGGCAUUAGCAUAUGUUAUGCAAUAAUCGAGAAACUUCUCCAACAAAAGACCUUUACCAUGUUUGCUACACAUUUCCUCGAUUUGGCAGCUCUGGAUAUCAACUAUCCCCAAGUCGAAAAUUUGCACUUUCCUCCUCAGGUCAUCUACGUGGAUGGUGAGGAGCAGUUAGCUCCAACGCAUAGACUGGAAAAGGGACCUUAUAGAGGGCCGCUUUACGGAUUUGAGCUGGUGGAACUGUCGACGUUUCCUGAAGAAGUCAUCGAAGCAGCGAGGGAACUAAGCCAACGUCUUCAUGAGAAGAAUGUUGGUAGAAGAACUAUGGAUCCCGAAACUCUUAAGCGCAGAACGUUGCUGAGGGCUGCCUAUCGUCUACGCCAGAUCAUUGCUUCAAAAAAUUUGGUUACCAGAGAAACUUUGAUAAGGAGCCUCGAAGAAGUACGUCAGCAACUUCGUGCGGACAUCCCGGAUAUUAUGGGUCAGAAUAGGAGCUCCACGGAUGAACCUAGUGCGUGA